This is a messenger RNA of Fusarium keratoplasticum, 279 nucleotides long. RefSeq names its product HET domain-containing protein. Lineage: Eukaryota; Fungi; Ascomycota; Sordariomycetes; Hypocreales; Nectriaceae. The transcript has a single exon. Bases 1 to 279 code for a protein of 92 amino acids. The record is from RefSeq and is a predicted model, not a curated record.
AUGCGGCUACUAAAGAUUGAGUCAGGAACGCUGGAGGAGUUUACUGACGAAACUCGCGUGUCCUAUGCUAUCCUCUCGCACCGAUGGGACGACGAUGAGGUCCUAUUCCAGGACAUCACGCUGGGAACGGCGCCCUUGAAAAAGGGCUGGCAAAAGGUGGAAAACUUCUGCAGCAUCGCUGAGAAGGAAGGAUUCCGCUACGUUUGGAUCGAUACAUGCUGUAUCGACAAGUCGUCAAGUACUGAGCUUUCCGAGGCCAUCAACUCCAUCCUGCAAUAA